This is a messenger RNA of Apus apus (common swift), 1656 nucleotides long. RefSeq names its product methyltransferase 6, methylcytidine (gene METTL6). The transcript is spliced from 5 exons. The coding region runs from base 560 to 1303 and encodes 247 amino acids. The record is from RefSeq and is a predicted model, not a curated record. NCBI's taxonomy places the organism in Eukaryota, Metazoa, Chordata, Aves, Apodiformes, Apodidae.
GGGAGGGCAGGGCAGGGCAGGGCCGGGCCGGGCAGGAGGGGCCUUCCCUGCCGGGGGGGCAGCGCGGCGGCCGCGGCCCCUCGGGGGGACGCGCUGUGGGCGGGAGGCCGUGUCCCUGUGGGGCGUCUGGGGGCUCGCACGGAGGUAUGAGCUGUUGGCGGGUUUAGGGCUGCCUCAGACACCUUUUUAGAGGCUCUCCAGCCUAAACGGAGGGUGUUGAAAGGCGCGUUUGUCAUCGCGCUGCCUUCCCACCGCAGCGUUUUCUGGGCGCGAACGACUAGCUUGGGCUUUUUUCUUCUCUAAAUACAAACCUUGAUCUUUUUCGUAGCGUGCCAGGCACGUCGAAGUUUUGCUGGACAAGUUACUCGUUGAGGAUGUACUCUUCUCUGAAGAGACACUCAUUCCGGGCAGCCUGACGGGUCCUUGCAGAGAGGGUGGUGCGGGUCUCCUCUCACAGAGCUGCAAUUGUUUUACCUAGGUUAAAUGAUGGAAAUAUACACUAAAGAAAAAAAACCACUGUCGUAUCUUUGGCAUUAAUAUCUGUGUGAAAGAAUCUAGGAUGUUCCAAGAAAACACAUCAGCCAAUUGCUUAAAUGUAAUAACAACAUCUACUGAAGAUGGUGCUUUCCAAAAAAAAGGCCAUAGUGCAAGAAUCCUUAGUCCAGAAGAAGCUGAGAGACUGGAAAAAGAUCAGGUUUUGGUGUCUGAGUUCAAACAACUAAAACUGGAGAAAGAGGCACAGAAGAACUGGGAUCUAUUUUACAAAAGAAACAGCACCAACUUCUUUAAAGACAGACAUUGGACAACCAGAGAGUUUCAAGAGUUAAAAGCAUGUCGGGAGAAAAAUGCCUUAUACAGUACUGAAAGAUGUAAAGUGUUCCAGUGUGAUCUUACCAAAGAUGAUCUUCUAGAAAAUAUACCAGCAGAUUCUGUGGAUGUUAUUACACUUAUAUUUGUGCUUUCUGCCAUUCAUCCUGACAAAAUGCAUCUUGUCUUGAAGAACAUCUACAAGGUAUUAAAACCAGGCAGGUGUGUCUUGUUCCGAGACUACGGACUGUAUGAUCAUGCAAUGCUGAGGUUUAAGUCUGGCAGCAAACUUGGAGAAAACUUUUAUGUUAGACAAGAUGGGACACGAUCAUAUUUUUUUACCAAAGAGUUCUUGUCUCAGCUUUUCAAGGCUGAGGGGUAUGAGCAAGUGGUCAAUGAGUAUGUGCAGCGAGAAACUGUGAAUAGGAAAGAAGACUUGCGUGUUCCAAGAGUUUUUCUUCAAGGCAAAUUUCAAAAGCCUUUCAGUAAGACAUAAGUUCUUGCUGAUUAGCAGCAGCAUUGCUUGUUUGAAAUGGAGGCUAGCACAUAUUUUUUUCUUGUUUGUGCUCGCCUUUCUGGUAAACCAGAAACUACUGUAUCCAGUACCUCUUGCUGGUUUUCAUCCUCAGAUGCAAAGUAUGAAUGCAAUUUCUAAUUAAAAUCUAAGAUGGUUUAGUGAUGCAGGCAACCUGUUGAGCAUCUGUAUUCCUGCUUCUCAUGUAAGUCCUGUGCAGCAUUGUUGGAGGACCAGGUAAAGCACACUAAAUAUGGUUCAUUUUUACCACUAGUUUUUGUUAGUUAUUACUGUAAUUGUUGUCUCCAUUUUUAUUAAAAAUAUUUUAAAAAUAA